AAAUUUUCGCCUAGAGAUUCUCAAAGUAGCGUCUUUGCCCUUUAAUUCAGAAAAAAGUACAUGUAAUUUGGAUGAUUUUUCGCAAAGUUACAUCACUUUGAAGGUUUCCUAAAAAUUCGGUCAAAAUUUUUUGUGUUUUUUUUUUGCGCCAGUUUAUAUCGAUAUUCGGUGUCUUUAAAUUCUCGACAGUUCCAAAAAAAAAAAAAAAAAAGGAAAGAACGCUCGGUAAAAUUUCCAAGAGCGGAGGAUUAUCUGCGAGAACGGGAAAAAUCCGGAGGCAGCUGCUGCCUCCGGCUAAAGAUUCAUAUCGGGCCACUUCGCGACACGCUCAGGGUGGAAAAAUACAAAUCUAACAAAUACACUACGCUGCCGGCGGCGGCGGUGGUGGUAGUGGUGGUGGUGCUGGUGACGGUGGUGGUGUAGCGGUGGUGGAGGAGGCAGAGCGAGUUGAAGGUUGACGGCGGUAGUGGCGGUCGACUCUGUAGGUCGCGGGGGUGUACGGAGGUAACGGGGGGUGGUCCGCGCGCGCGGACCAGCGGAUCAAUUCGCGCGCUCCGGGAGCUACACGCAGGGGGAGAAAAGCAACAGUCUGCUAGCCCCUUUCUGUCCGGAAAAGUGCUCGGCCACGGUACGCUCCUCGCCACACGCCCGCUCGUGUCCCGACACUCGCCGAGAAAAAAAAAACGACAGUAAAUUCGUCGGAAGGACGGUGAAAUUAUCCGGAGCGCGUUAUCGCGUUAUCGCUCCUGGAGAGAGAGACAGAGAGAGAGAGGGAGAAAGAGAGAGAGAGAGAGAGAGAGAAGAACGUGAGGAGGUGGAGGAGAAUCUCUUCCUGGGAGCUGCGUGAUCUCGAUUACAUAUGGAGUUACGAUUCUUCGGUUUACUUUCUCACGAAACCGGAGAUAAUGCCGGAUUGUUCGAGCGGCGAUCGCGUACAGUUCGACCGGGAGAAAACGAGCUGAUGUCUGAAACGAAAAAAAACAGAAGAAGAAAAGAAAGACUCUCUCCUUGUCUCUCGUCUUGACUCUCGCUUCCUCGUUCGUCGCUCCGCUAGACCCGUGAGAUCCUUAAAAAUUCAGCUCGCGUCCGUUUUCGACGAUUCGGAAUCCGGUUUAGACCUUAAGUCGACGCACUUGACGAUUCAGCCGGAGAACUCCCUGCAAUUCGUAGGGACGACGAUCGGGACGACGGCGAUAUCCUCCCGUCCGCGCGCACUCGUGCGGGAAAACGCGGGCGCGCGAGUUGUCGCGUCGGCGGAACACACAAUCUGACCUGAUUUCCAUUGAAUAUACCUUUAUGCGGGGCGCUCCGAGAGCGGAGCGAAGUGUCCGUGAUGAGGCCGUCGCGGGGGCCGACGCGAUUGUCGGCGCGGAGUCGCUCGUUUGUUCCCAGUCCCUGCGAGUCAAUAGAGAGCGGCGACGCGAGGAGGACGUUUUGGUAUCGGUUUUCCGGUAUCGUGCUUCUCUCGAACUCCCGCCGGCUCUCCCUCCUUCUCUUUCUCACCCCUGUGUGCUUCCGUAUCGCCGCGCGAGGACACCGCCAGUAAAAUACUUUGCUCAUUUUUUACAUCAUCUCUCCGUGUCACCGUGCUUUCGAAAAACACGAGUGUCCGAAUAGCGGCGAGGACAGCGAGGAGGAUGUAAUAACCGAUUACCUAGGCUCAUCGCACUCCGACUGCGAUCGUGUGCCUAUCAUUAAUGGGGAUCUACGCGGCCUGAGUUUACACGGCGGCAUAAUCACGGAGACCGGCUACAACACCAAAGACAAUACCGACAAAGCGCCGAUCAUCAUGUCCGAGGGCGGCGACGAGCAGCAACAUCAUCAGCAGCAUCAGCAACAGCAGCAGCAGCAGCAGCAACAUCCCUUACUCGCACUUGGCACUAAUAUACAAACCCAGCCUAAUCCUCUGGUGCCCACCAUUAGCGUUACGCCGCAUUCGCCCGGUGUGGCCAAAAAUUAUCCGGUCCUAGAGGAGAAUUUACAGCAACUGCAUGAGAUACAUAACUGCAUCCAGCGUAUGCGAGACUUGACAUUAGGCACUUUGGGAUACAGCAUUCGCGCCUCCAACGCUCCACAAAGAUUGACUUCCUCCUGUCCAUCCCUGUGUCCACUGGCUCCGACCGAACUCGUGUCUCGUUCCGGCAAUCAUCAUCAUCCUCAUCAUCAUCACGACACCGGUUCCGAUCCGGAUCUUCUCCUCGGCAAUUGCUCCACGAACAGUUCUCCGACACAUUUUCCAACAAUGGAUGGUCAUGCCCGCUCUGAACAAGAACAGGGUAUAGAUCGAAGACGCAGUUGGACCGGAGAUCUGGAGGAUCUGGAAGAAAACCGACGCGGCCGCCGCCGAUACUCCGGACAUCAUUUACAAGCCCAAAAUAUGGUUAAUAUUGCCCGUUACUUGUUGAAACCGGGGCACGGAGCCGAUUCAAUCUCGCGACAACGCAGCAUUAGUUUAAGUAGCCUAGACAGCGAGAACGAGAUAGAAUUAGAUGGAAAAUCAUGUACCGGACCUGCAGGCGUAAGCAAUCGGGCAUGCAGGUCGCAAACGAGCACGCACUCACUAAACGAAGCUGAUCUUGUACAGAACGAAUAUCAGAAGAUAGUCACAAAGAGAAGUUGUCAAAGAUUAGUAGAAAGUAGCAGUUUAAUGCCAGGGCUGACUUCGCGUUUACCUCUUCAGAAAUCUAUAUCGACGCCCUCGAUCGUUACACCGCAGGUUCACGCGCAUUUGACUGAAACUGGAACUCGGACGACGCCUUCACUUGCAGCCCGUCAUGAAAGAAACGAAAAGGGUAGUGGGAGUGAGACAGAAACCGAAGAUCUUCAUACACCACACAGCCACGAAUUCCACGAAGACCGGGAGGGCACUCCGAGUGUUCAGAUAUCCCUUGACGAGCUUUUGACCGAAGGUACUGCAUACGAUGAUCACCAUUCCGAAAAAACUAGAAGAAAGCGCGGUUCUAUUUUCUUCCGCAAAAAGAAGGAUAAAAGCGGAAAGAAAACUAGUCAACAGCAUCUGUGGGUAACGAUGGCGGUGGGAACUCAGGGAAGCUUUUUAUGUGAUGUUUGUAUGAAACAUUCGACAAAUAAACCGCUUCUUCACUGCGACAAUUGCGGAGCGUCGGUUCAUCAAAGUCAGGGAUGUAAGGAUCAAUUAGUGAUGGAGUGCAUCAAGUCUAAGCAUCAUUCCAACAAAUCCACAACAAAGUCUUCAUCCAACAUUUCGACAAUUUCAAGUAACAGCAGCGCCAAUAAACGGGGUUCAACAACGUCGUUGCCUUUACCGGCAUCAUCUGGAAGUGGAAGGGAAAUUAACAGCCAACACAAGAAAACUGUGUCAAGCUACAGCCCUUGGCGGCGAGUUGCCACUAAGCUUGGAGUCAAUCAAACAAUAAAUGAAGAAAAAGAUGCCGAGGGCGGGCAACAUCGUGAUCUUCCCAGCGGAUGGGAAGAAUUUGACUUUGGAGACGAUGCUCAUCAGUUUACAAUGGCAGAUCUUGAGGAGAUGGAUCCGGAGCUGACAUUAGGAAAGGAGGAGCCUGAUUCUUGGAGCUCCGCGGUCGGGCGUAACAUCGCAUUACGUCUUGUCGAUCACUGCGAGCGCGAGGUGAAGAGGCAGGAACAUAUAUACGAAUUUGUGCUUACCGAGAAGCAUCAUUGUCUGGUGUUGCUCGCUAUGGAGAAGAUCUUCGCGGACGGACUGCGACGACACUUUCGUCUGGGCCAAACAGAUCUCGAGCGAAUGUUUCCCCGACUGCGGGAUCUGAUUGACAUUCAUCUGCGUUUUUUGCAGAAGCUGCGGAAACAGCAGAAUGCUAAUCCCGUGGUCUCCACGAUCGCUGACAUUCUAGUCGAGCAAUUCUCGAAUGAAAACGCGCAACGCAUGAAAAGCGCGUAUGGAGAGUUUUGUAGUCGUCAUCGAGACGCUGUCGAAACAUACAAGUAUUACUUGCGUAACGAUUCUCGCUUUGCCCGUUUCGUUCGCCAUUGUCAAACGAAUCCUUUAUUGAAAAAGAAAGGUAUACCGGAAUGUAUACUUUUUGUUACUCAACGUUUGACAAAAUAUCCGUUGCUGAUCGAGCCGCUUAUCAAAACUGGGAUUGCACGAGAUGAAGGUGAAGACUUACGUAAAGCACUGCGUCUUGUUAAAAAUAUUUUAGCUGAUGUAGAUGCUUGCGUAGCAGACAAAGAGCGAGAAGAUAGAAAAUUAGAAAUAUACAAUAAGAUCGACGCAAAGUCGUUCGCGACGUAUCGUGGUGCCAAAUUCAAGAAAUCGGAUAUAAUUAACAGAAUUCUGAAGUUCGAGGGCACUGCAUACUUAAUGCAAGGUCGUGGCAAAAUGACUGCCAUCGUAGUGGUCGUUCUCUCAGACAUAUUGUUUUUCUUGGCUGAGAGAGAUCAGAAAUACGCGUUUUUCGUGCCUGACAAUAAAGCUGGUAUAGUGUCACUGCAAAAAUUGCUGGUUCGCGAGAAAGCUCGUCAAGAAUCUAGCAUUUACUUGAUAAGCAGUAAUCCGGCUGAACCGGAAAUGUUCGAGCUAAAGAUUCAGAAGCCAAAGGACAAACAAUUGUGGAUACAAGCUAUUCGGUCUGCAGUCGAGGCUUGUCCACAAGAUCCCGAAAACGAAUCCGACACGUUGACUGAAAAUAGUAACGAAUUGCGAGACACUCGCUCCUCCUCGAUCUCGCUGGUCUCCAUUGAAGAGAAACAGCGUAUCGCCAAAGUUAAAGAGUCACAUAUACUUGGAAUCGUCGGCGAAAUGCGAAAGAAAGAUGUAGAACAGGCGCUGCUGUUUGAAGAAAAAAUGAACUUGCAAAUGCGGCUUUUACAAGCGGCGAAUAACUACAGUGGAAACGAGAGCGAUAACGAGAAAUUUGAAAAACACGAGAAGGAAGGUGCUGAUUACACUCGGUUGGUGCACAAUGAAGGAAUUGAUACCACUCAAUUGUGGCAAGAGGUGGUUGUGGCUGUGCAAGAAGCGACACGUCUCGCUAGCUCAUUGUCGUUCAGUGCGGGCGGCGCUACUUUAUCACGAAGCUUAAGCUCCGCCGGUGAACGCCACAGCGAAGCUUACAUUCCGCCGGCUCUUUGUGUUCCUCGAAGGGCCGAGACAUUCGCUGGUUUUGAUCACAAUAAAGAGAAAUACCCGUUGCGUGAUUCAAAUACGCAUACUAUGAUCCCUAUUCCGAAAAUCAGCGAGUUACCCAAAGAAAAUCCCGACGAGAAGGACGGUCAAGAAUUGGAGACAACCAAGGAUCAGCAAUGGGCAGCAAUACGUUUGUCUCAUCACGUGUAUACGUUGCUUUGUAUAAUAAGUAAUCAGAUGACAACGAUCGAUAGCUUGCAAGCACAAUUGGCCGCAUGUAAGGAGGGCAAAUCGUCCAAUAGCCGACCGAAUUCGAAUCGCCAAUUGGAAGAACUGCGAAAUCUGCAGGAUCAGCUUUGCCGUGAGAGAGCAACGUUUCGCGCCGCGUCCCAACAGGAGAAGGCUCAGCUGGAGGAGGAACGAGCCGAGUUGGCGCGACAGAGAGAGCAAUUGGCUGCGGAGCAACGGGACGUAACACAACAACGGGAUCAAUUGUAUCGACGACUUGAGGCAUUGGAGCGGCAAGGUGUAACGCUGGUUGGAGGUUCCACGACUGGCUCGACGAUGAUUCAUCUGUCUCACUUAUCACAAAACACCGAGACAAUGCAGCAAAGUGCACGCAAUAAGGCACAAUCCGACACAAAACGCAUUCCCCUGAAUUUGAUCAGCGCGACGAAUCAGCAAAAAGUGCAGAGUAACUUGCCGGUCAAGCAACAGCUGCCAUUGAAGCUCGCCAGCGGAAGCAACAACAAUUCAAGAAGCGGUAGCACCGCAAGUAACAAUAGUCCAGAUCGACACUCCAGGGCAGGCAGCAGCCCAGCGAUUGUCACCGGGUCCGCAUAUUCGUCGCCGGAGCUCGGGAAUAGCCAUCACCACGGAAUCGGUGGGAAUCAUAUACAUUCGUCGAAUCGUUCACUUCGCGUCACUCGCUCACCGCCUGACACCUCAUAUGCGCACCAACAGCAGGCGCAGCAACAACAACAGCAUCAACAGCGAAGUAUGGAACCACAAUCACAACAACAACAGCAACAGCAACCGCUAGAGGAAGAGGUGAUCUUCUUCUGACGAUUCUUUCGAUUCGGUCGCAAACAUUCAUCUCGUUCAUCGCGUGCCAGCGCCGCUACUACUGGCACGACUACGCCGACCUUGACACCGGCACCAUCACCGCGCAAUCAGUCGAGAAACAACCAGACUCGCAACCGCGUUAAAUCCUUUUGAUUUUCAACAUAAAAUCUAUAUUGCGAUGAUGCAAUCAAUUCACUGUUUCGCAGGACACUUUUAACAUCUCAUUUCUUACCAUUUCGCAUCUUCUCCUACCGUUCACGUUUUCUUCACUACGGGUUUGUCUUGCAAUAGUUUGCACUUACGGCUAUUUAUCUCACAAUGAGGUCGUAUGACAUCGCAUCUUGUCCAUAUGAUGACACUCAAUCAUUAAUAAAAGCGAAUAGUUUAGUCUCGGAUAGCUGAAAGAAGGAAGAAAAUAUAAUACUUUAUUACUUUCCAAUUGCUACAACUGGCGGCAAUAAUCAUUUUUUAUGCCAAAUCUCGUGAAACUAUUACCUUGACGAGGAUACGUUAAGAAUAAAGCGUAAUUUUUAAAAGUGAUGAGAGAAAGAGAAAUGCUCGCAGAAUGAAAGAGAGAGAGAGAGAGAGAGAGAGAGAGAGAGAGAGAGAGAGCGAAAUAUUAAUGGCCGACUUAGCAAAGUAGAGCAGCCGAUCUUGUUGAAUUCUUGCUCGUUACGUUAUCAAGCCGACUGACAAUUUUAGAAACAAGAUUUUAGAUAAAUCUUUUAAACAAACCUGUUGCUGCUUGCUGAAAUGCAAGGUAGAUAAAUACAUAUAUUAUGGUUAAAUAUAUAUACAGGAAUGUGUGUACAUAUAUAUACUUUUUCAUAAACAUACGUGUGCAUGUGUGUAUGAAUAGUCGGACACGAAUGAAAGGGCACAAAUCAUGUGUAUGUGUGUAGGCGACGCGACUCUUUUCGCGCGCAUGUCUAAUUAUCUGAAUUAUGUGAAUGCAUGAGUGAGUUUUUGUUGCGAAUGUGAUAGAGCGAAUCCGCGGUAACUGUUCUUAUAAUCAUAACUACUAAAGUAUUUUAAUACGUGCUAAAGUGACAGAUAGGAUUAUUAACAAUUAUGAAAUAUUGUCAUUAUUAUUGAUGCGUGUGCCAAGCUGCUGGUCGAAAUCAUUGAUUCAUUUCAGUUUCCAAAGCGUUUUUUGCUUCACACAUAAUUCUAUUGUUCGCGAGUAUAUCGUAUACGCGGUAUACUUGCGACUCUUCCUCACGAACGAAUUGUAGCGAAGGGAUUUCAUAUUUGAUGUUUCAUUUCGGGAUUAUUCACUGCCAUUAUUGUUGUUCAUUAUCGAAAGUCCUUUUUUUUCAUGCUUUAUUAUUGUCUCUACAACCUAUUUUAUUUAUUGCAUUAUGUAAGAUUGAUGAUGAAAGUCCGUAUGAACUACGUGAAAUGGUACACAAAAGCGAGAAAUGAGUUUUCAUCUUGCCGCGCCGUGCGAGAAUUUGCGUCAGUUCUCACGGAUUUUGCAUUGUACGCACUGUCUUUAAUGUAUUUUAUUUGUAUGUCACACUUAUCAACGAAAGAAGAAGCUUUUGAGUGCCGAAUUGUAGAAAUUGUAGAAUGGGGAGACCUCUGAAUCAUAGUACGGUCAUACUGCACGUUGGAUUGCCGACUCACUAUUUUGUAAUAAUAACUCAAAAAAAGUAGUACAUAUUUAGCUUACCUUAGCAAAGAUUGUCGUUGCGAUACGAUUGUCGUCGAGCACUCUUUCAAAUUCAAAUUCGAAAACAGAAAGAACAAUAACGACAACCGUGUUACAUGUAAAAUAUAUUGUUGUGAUUGUCAAUAAGGUAUGCCUCUGAAUUAUGAAUUUCUGAAUUACGAUUUGUAACCGAUUACUUAUAAAGUUGUGCGUAUAUAUGAAUAUACAUUCCUUAACAAAUAAAUCUGCGUGCAAUAUGAUCGAAUUGGAAGAUAGGUAGAGGGCCGUUGGUCCACAAUGGAAAAAGGAAUGAAUUAGUCUCGUUAAGGAAACUUAAGUAAUAAUAUUACAAGUUCGUCUCAAUCAAUCGGUGACAAUAGAUCUUAAAAAAGUAUUCCGUGUUACGCGAGGGAAAAGGAAAAGAAAGGACAUAUAAACGACUUACAAGUCUCUACUACUACUACCAUUACUACUAUUACUUACUACCUAUUACGAUGCCGACUGUGUGACAAGCUCGUGAAAUGACAUUUUGCGAUUGUAAUUGUAGCGCAUCCACCGUGGGUAAGUGUCGACUUCAUUGCAUACAUAUUAUAUGCAUAUAAGAUUAGUGCUGUCCAGGAUUUGUUUAAAGUUUUCUUGACUUGAAAUUGGAAUGUAUCUGUUUCAAUUGUCGUUUCUACUUUAGCUGUUUUUUUCAUAGCGUAGCGACACUCAGUCUCAAACACGAGACUAAUCUGAGAUUGUUGAAAAAACUUUUUGAGGCGUGUCAUUCAUAAUCUCUCAUAAAUAAUGGGAAACUAUUGGCAGAGUAAAUAAAAUUAAUUAUAUACAUAUUCUGUUUUGUUACAUAAUAAUUUAUGACAAAUACAUUUUUUGAAAUAGACAUGAAAUAUAUGUAUAAAACUUAUAUUGUAUACUUUUAUGUACGUAUUAUUAGUACACACAUAUAAUUCAUGUAUUUUUAUAAUUAUAUAUAUUAAGAAUAAUUGCAUUUUUAUAAUAUUAAUAAUAUAAAAGAAUGUUUUAAUUGAUCAAUUAAUUAUGAUUUUUUGCUUUAUAAAAGCUGCAUUUGCGCAUAAUGCGAUUGAUCAAUCGAUGAAUUAACAAAUUUACUUACACUUUUAAACAGUGAAUGACGAAAGCUUAAUAAUCUCAGACAAGUUUCGUUCUCGAGAAUGAAUGUCAUCAACCUCGUGCGUUACGAGAAAAUAGUUAUAAAGUGAGAAGUAGGAACAAUAGGCAUGAACACCAACGCAUUUGAAUUUCAAACUGAAAUCUGGGCAGUAGGCCUAUUCUGUAACUCUUAACGACAAUGUCAAUAUCGUUACAUUGUCGUUGCAUACAUAUUAUGUAUAACAAAAAAGAUGCGCGACAAUAUAACGAUACCGAACUGUCGUUAAGAGGUGCACUGUCGUUGCGCAGCUUUUUUACCAUAUAAAAUAUCUGCGCAACAACUGUAUAACGAUACACCUCUUAACGAGUUACAGAAUAGAUCUACUGUACUGAUACAGAUAAUAUAUCAAUCGGCAAUCAACUGGACAAAAGAAAGUUGUAAAAAGAAUUGAUUUUAGAGAAUCAAAAUUCAACUUUUGCAUGAUUAAAACAAAUUCUAUUCUUUUUAACUAAAUUUCUUGUGUGGUUUAUUCCAUGGUCUUUCCUCUUUUCUUUUUAUAUUAAAAAAAAAGAUAAACUAUAAGAAAAGUUCAAUUAAAAAGAACAAGUUAUAAUAUCUCUUCACGCUUGUAAUUGUUCUGAAAGAUAUGAUGCAAUGUAACAAAUUGAGAGUGGUCAGUAUGCAACUAACAAGCCGCAAUUUCCCGUCUUCACUGACUGAUAUACUCCCGAUAAAUAAAUGAAGUCGCACAUACAAUCCCGCGGGGAUAACGCGCGAAGAAUCAAAUCGGCGACAGCUGAGGAAUAGCGUGACGGCCUACACGCGUCCCGUGACGUUUUGUAUCUUUUUAUUUUUCCUAAUAUAACGUCACGUGGCGACGCAAAGUUAAUGAAAGAAUAUAUAUCUAUAAAAAUGAUAUAUAUAUACAUAUAUAUAUAUAUAUAUAUAGAAAUAUUAUAUAUAUGAAUGAAAUUAUAGUAACGCGGUUUUCCACGUUUUAGCGAAUCUUUACGUCCCCGAUGCUCAUGGGAAGUAUUUUUGUACGUUUACUCUGUACCUAAUACUACCGUUUCGCUCUAAAACUAUAUCUACUGUUAUCAUUGUGAUAUUCGCUACUGCGAUCGUCUUUUGAAUCGUUAAUAUAAUAUUACAUAAUGUGUAAUAAGCGGGCGUGCGUUUGGUUAUUGAUACGCUCAUGGAUCGGCGAUGGAAGUCUCUUUGAAUUUUGACGGUUUUCACAAACGCAGAGACUACAAGCUACUAUCAAUUGUUAUUAUUAUUAUUAUUAUUAUUAUUAUUAUUAUUAUUGAAUUAUUUGGUUGAUUAUUCUCUCUAUCACGAGUACCGAUUGCUCGAUGCAAAUCCUCUUUAUGACAAUUGCCAAUAUUGUCUGUUUUAUUAAUCCUAAUCUCACUAUGUGACAAGAAAAAAAAAAAUUUCCUUGUGAGUCGUACGCGACUCCCGCGAUCUAUAUCAUGUUCUUUUCUUCCACGUCUAUUAUUCCAUGUAUCUAUAGUUACAUGUGAUUUACAUUCCUUAGCAUUUACACCA
Monomorium pharaonis (pharaoh ant) is the source of this 10470-nucleotide messenger RNA. It is a transcript of the gene cyst, whose product is annotated as rho guanine nucleotide exchange factor 18. The record is from RefSeq and is a predicted model, not a curated record. Lineage: Eukaryota; Metazoa; Arthropoda; Insecta; Hymenoptera; Formicidae. The coding region runs from base 1790 to 6151 and encodes 1453 amino acids. Gene Ontology annotation, molecular function: guanyl-nucleotide exchange factor activity. Gene Ontology annotation, biological process: regulation of Rho protein signal transduction. The transcript is spliced from 18 exons.